GUCAGUAUCUACAGUAUAUGACGGCGAAGGGCUGGAGUUUCGGUGUCUUCUGUCCUCUGAGAAGCUGGCAUAUUGUUAAGUCAAGAGACCUACUGUAGAUACAUUCUCUUUUUUCUAGGAGGCUGAAAAUGGAAUCUGUGGCCAGUGCCAAUACCAACUUCUCCCUGGACCUUUUCAAGAAGCUCAGUGCUGAUAAUAGAACUGGCAAUGUCUUCUUCUCCCCACUCAGCAUCUCCUCUGCCCUGGCUAUGGUGUAUCUGGGGGCUCGGGGGAACACAGCCACAGAGAUGGCUCAGGUGCUUCGUUUUGUGAAAUCGGAGAUGACCAAGGCCGAUGGCCAUCUACAUCUACAGCAACAAACACAAAACGUGCAAGUUCCUAAAUUCCUGCAGAAGCAGAAAAAGACCGCCCAUUUCAGUAAAGCUGGAGAUGACCUCCAUGUCGGAUUCAGCAAACUGAUCUCUGAACUCAACAAAGCAGGAGCCCCAUAUAAACUGAGCAUGGCCAACCGUCUGUAUGGGGAGAAAUCAUUCAACUUUGUGGAGCAAUACAUCGCAGAGACCAGGAAGCACUACCAUGCUGAGCUGGAGUCGGUCGACUUUAUUACUGGAGCAGAGGCAGCCAGACAGAACAUUAAUGCCUGGGUGGAGAAGCAGACUCAAGGUAAAACAUUUAGAAACCAGAGGACCUAUUGCAUUAUUACAACAGUCUCAUGGUCUGGUGUUCUUUCUUUGAAGCUGGAAAGGGAGCUCACUUAUGGGAAGCUGAUGGAAUGGACAAAGCCUGACAUGAUGGACGUUGAAGAAGUAGAGGUGUCGCUGCCAAAGUUCAAGUUCGAGGAGACCUAUGAUCUCAAGGAGGUCCUGAAGAGCAUGGGCAUGGUAGAUGCCUUUGACCGUGGGAGGUCUGAUUUCUCUGGCAUGUCCUCCGGUUCUGAGCUGUUUCUGUCCAAGGUGGUGCACAAGUCCUUCGUGGAGGUCAACGAGGAGGGCACCGAGGCUGCCGCCGCCACCGCAGCCAUCAUGAUGAUGCGUUGUGCCAUGAUCUCUGCCCGCUUCACGGCCAAUCACCCCUUCCUGUUUUUCAUCAGACACAACAAAUCCCAAAACAUCCUGUUCUACGGCAGGUUCUGCUCUCCCUAAGAAUCCAGUUGCAGCCAGUGCUUCAGUAAUAACCUCUAUAGUCUGCAGGCUCCAAACUCUAUUGGAUUACAGUGUGUUCAAAUUAACUGAGUGCCUUAUAAACACAACUACUAUAUUAUAAUAUGCAACAGAUCUGCUGUGUCAGGAAGACUCUCCUGAUGGUCUUGCUGUCUUUAAUGAUAUAAAUAAUAAAUCGCAUGAUGAAAUUAA
Molecule: messenger RNA, 1352 nt
Organism: Lepisosteus oculatus (spotted gar)
Lineage: Eukaryota; Metazoa; Chordata; Actinopteri; Semionotiformes; Lepisosteidae
Source: RefSeq, a predicted model, not a curated record